Messenger RNA from Orcinus orca (killer whale), 1239 nucleotides. RefSeq names its product ubiquilin-1-like. Gene Ontology annotation, molecular function: polyubiquitin modification-dependent protein binding. The record is from RefSeq and is a predicted model, not a curated record. Gene Ontology annotation, cellular component: cytosol. Gene Ontology annotation, biological process: regulation of macroautophagy; autophagosome assembly. NCBI's taxonomy places the organism in Eukaryota, Metazoa, Chordata, Mammalia, Artiodactyla, Delphinidae.
AUGGCCAAGAAUGGUGAAAGUCUCAGCCCCCCAAGCUCCCAGGACAGUGCCACCACUGCCAAAGGUGCCGGCCCCCCUGCCACCGCUGCCUCCACAGAACCCAACAUCACAAAAGUCACCCUGAAGACCCUGAAGAAGGAGUACUUCACAGUGUCCAAGAAUAAUCAAGAUACUUUAAGUCAGCAUGGAAUUCACAAUGGACUUAUUGUUCACCUCGUCAUCAAAACACAAAACAGACCUCAGAAUCAUUCAGCUCAGCAAAAACACACCAGUGGAAGCAGUGCUACCACAUCAUCGGCUCCUAAUAGUAACUCCACAUUUGGUUCUGCUGCUAGCAACCUUUUUGGUUUAGGUGGCCUUAGAGGACUUGCAGGUCUGAGUAGCUUGGGUUUGAAUAGUACCAACUUCUUUGAACUACAAAGCCAGGUGCAGCAGCAACUUGUGUCCAGUCCUGAAAUAAUGGUCCAGAUCACGGAGAAUCCCUCUGUCCAGAGCAUGCUUUCAAAUCCUGACCUGAUGAGGCAGUUAAUUAUGGCCAAUCCACAAAUGCAGCAGUUGAUACAGAGAAAUCCAGAAAGUAAUUAUAUGUUGAAUAAUCCAGAUAUUAUGAGACAAACAUUGGAACUUGCCAAGAAUCCAGCAAUGAUGCAGGAAAUAAUGAGAAACCAGGACCGAGCCUUAACCAACCUAGGAAGCAUCCCAGGAUACUACAAUGCUUUAUGGUGCACGUACCCAGAUAUUCAGGAACUAAUGCUGAGUGCUGCACAAGAACAGUUUGGUGGUAAUCCAUUUGCUUCCUUAGUGAGCAAUAUAUCCUCAGGUGAAGGUAGUUAACCUUCCCGUACAGAAUAUAGAGAUCGAUUACCCAAAACGUGGGCUCCACAGGCUUCUCAGAAUUCAUCAGCUUCUGAGGGAGGCACUCAGAAGUGCCUGGGAGGCACUAGUGGUAGUGCUGUCAGUGGCACUGCUGGGCAGAGUUCUGUGCCAAAUUUGGGGCCUGGAGUAAGAGCUAGUAUGUUCAACACACCAGGAAUGCAGAGCUUGUUGCAACAAAUAACUGAAAACUCACAACUUAUGCAAAAUAUGUUGUCUGUCCCCUACAUGAGAAGCAUGAUGCAGUCACUAAGCCAGAACCCUGACCUUGCUGCACAGAUGCAGACUGCUGAUAAGUUAUUGGCAAUGUCAAACCCUAGAGCAACGCAGGCCUUGUUACAGAUUCAGCAGGGUUUAUGUCUCUAA